CUCGUCCCCAUCCACACUAGCACACUGAUACUUCCGUACGCGCUGGUGAAGCGCCGCUCGGUCUACCUGCCCAGCGUCGAGGAAGAAGCGAUGGCCGACGACGGCUACGGCGCCGGCUCUCUCCGGCGGCCGUCCUGGAUCUGCCAUCUCGCGGUGAUCUCCACCACAUUCUGGGCCUUGCUAUUCUACUUUCACUACGCCAUGCAGGGCAACAUGGCGUCCAUCUUCCUCAAGCCGUCUUCAUUCUCCCUCCCCUCGCUGCCGCCGUCCCUCAGCGGCUGGCUCGGCCAGGACCGGUGCGCCGGCCGGCGGAUCUACAUGUACGACCUGCCGCCCCGGUUCAACGCCGACCUCGCCCGCGCCUGCGGUAAGCACUCCACGGGGAUGGACAUGUGCAGGCACGUGGCGAACGACGGGUUCGGCGUGCCGCUCUUCGGCGGCGAGGGCACCGGGCUGCCGGAGAGGGGCGCGUACGACACAGACCAGUACACGCUGGCGAUGAUCUUCCACGCCCGAAUGCGCCGGUACGAGUGCAUGGCCGCCGACGCGGCCGCCGCCGACGCCGUGUUCGUGCCCUUCUACGCCGGCUUCGACGCGUCGCUGACCCUGUGGCAGAGCGACGUCGCCGCGCGGGACGCCCUGCCGCGCGACCUGGUCGCCUGGCUCACGCGGCGGCGCGAGUGGCGCGCCAUGGGCGGCCGCGACCACUUCCUGGUCCUCGGGCGGGGCACCUGGGACUUCAUCCGCGCCGACGACGGCGGCUGGGGCAACGCGCUGAUGACCUACCCGGCCAUCCGCAACAUGACGCUGCUCACCAUCGAGGCCAGCCCCUGGCUGGGGAACGACUUCGCCGUGCCGUUCCCGUCGCACUUCCACCCGUCGUCGGACGCCGACGUGGCCGCCUGGCAGGACCGCGUGCGCCGGGCGGAGCGCAAGUGGCUCUGGGCCUUCGCCGGCGCGCUGCUCCCCAGCGGCUCCACCAAGACCGUGCGCGCCCAGAUCAUCCAGCAGUGCCGCGCGUCGCCGGGAGCCUGCGGGAUCCUCGGCGGCAGGCACGGGCUCUACAACUCGCCCGGCCGGUUCUUGCGGCUGAUGGAGAGCGCCGUGUUUUGCGUGCAGCCGCGCGGGGACUCGUUCACGCGCAAGGCCACGUUCGACGCCAUCCUCGCCGGCUGCAUCCCGGUGUUCUUCCACCCGGCGUCGGCGUACCUGCAGUACACGUGGCACCUGCCCAGGGACUACCGGAGCUACUCCGUGUUCAUCCCGCACGCCGACGUGGUGGACCGGAACGCCAGCAUCGAGGCGGCACUCAGGAGGAUCCCGCCGGCGACGGUGGCGCGGAUGCAGGAGGAGGUGGUCCGGCUCAUCCCGACGGUGAUGUACAGGGACCCGGCGGCGACGCAGGUGUCGUUCAAGGACGCGUUCGACGUCUCCGUUGACGCCGUGCUCCGCCGCGUGGCCAAGAGGCGCCGCGCCGCGGCGGAGGGCCGGGAGUACCAGGACAGCGUGGACGGGCCGGAUAGCUGGAAGUACGACCUGCUGGAGGACGGGCAGACGCAUGUUGGGCCGCACGAGUUCGAUCCCUACUUAUAGAUUGCAA
This is a messenger RNA of Setaria italica (foxtail millet), 1600 nucleotides long. RefSeq names its product xyloglucan galactosyltransferase KATAMARI1 homolog. NCBI's taxonomy places the organism in Eukaryota, Viridiplantae, Streptophyta, Magnoliopsida, Poales, Poaceae. The transcript has a single exon. Gene Ontology annotation, molecular function: glycosyltransferase activity. The coding region runs from base 91 to 1593 and encodes 500 amino acids. The record is from RefSeq and is a predicted model, not a curated record.